Messenger RNA from Sorghum bicolor (sorghum), 1887 nucleotides. RefSeq names its product pentatricopeptide repeat-containing protein PNM1, mitochondrial. NCBI's taxonomy places the organism in Eukaryota, Viridiplantae, Streptophyta, Magnoliopsida, Poales, Poaceae. Gene Ontology annotation, molecular function: protein binding. The record is from RefSeq and is a predicted model, not a curated record. The transcript is spliced from 2 exons. The coding region runs from base 77 to 1531 and encodes 484 amino acids.
UUAGACCUCGGCAGCAGAGACCGCAGAACCGAACAUCGCAAGUCCCAAACCCUCCCCCGAUCUCCGCCGCUCCAAAAUGUGGCGCCGCCAGCUCUUCCGCCGCCUAUUCCCAUCUCCGGCCACCGGUGGCACCGCCGCGCCCCCUUCGCCUUUCCUGCGCCACCUAUCUACCUCAAGCACCCCGACCCCGGCCGCCUCCCUCGCCUCCUCCCUUGCGUCGGCGCUCACCGCGCUCUCCACGACCCCGCCGCCCGCCACCACCCCGGACGCCUACUUCUCGCUCCACUUCUCCGACGUGCGCCCCACCAACGCGCUCCUCGCCGAGGCGCUUGCGCUCUCCCCGCCCGCCACCUCCCGCGCCGCUGCCGAGCUCUUCCGCUUCCUCGUCCGCCGCCGCUCGCUCCACCCCUCCGACGGCGCGCUCGCGCCCGUCGUUCGCCACCUCGCUCGCCGCCGUGACUUCCCCGCCGUGCGCGCGCUCAUCCAGGAGUUCCCCACCGCUCUCGGGCCCGCCACGCUCGACGCCUAUCUUCAGCAGCUCGCCAGAGCCGGGCGACCGACGGACGCUGUAAAGGUGUUCGACGAAUUGCCGGAGCAACUCCGUAACCGCGAGGCUCUUACUUUGCUGGUCUCCGCCCUUUCUGCCGAGGGAUUCCCCUCGCACGCAGAGCGUGCUGCCAAGAAGGUCGCCAAUGAGAUCUUCCCGGAUGACAAUAUCUGCACUUUGUUGGUAUCUGGCUAUGCCAAUGCUGGUAAGCUCGACCAUGCACUCAGGUUGAUUGGUGAGACACGUAGGGGUGGGUUCCAGCCAGGAUUGGAUGCAUACAAUGCUGUUCUUGAUUGUGUGUGCCGGCUCUGUCGCAAGAAGGACCCACUGAGGAUGCCUAUGGAAGCUGAGAAGUUCUUAGUUGACAUGGAAGCCAAUGGCAUUCCCCGUGAUGCAGGGACAUUUCGGGUACUGAUCACAAAUUUCUGCAAGAUCCGUAAGACAGAGGAUGCCAUGAAUCUGUUCCGUUGUAUGGGUGAGUGGGGCUGCUCACCAGAUGCUGACACAUACUUGGUGCUCAUCAGGAGCUUGUACCAAGCUGCCCGGACUUCAGAGGGUGAUGAGAUGAUGACAUGGAUGCGGUCUGCAGGAUUUGGAGAUAAACUUGAUAGGAAGGCAUACUAUGGAUUCAUCAAGAUUUUAUGUGGGAUUGAUAGGGUUGAGCAUGCUCUCAAGGUAUUCCGUAUGAUGAAAGGUUAUGGCCAUGCUCCUGGAGUAAAAUCAUAUAGCUUGCUCAUUGAGAAGCUGGCUAGGCACAAUUUAGGGGAUCGUUCCAGUGCACUGUACAGGGAGGCAGUUGCACGUGGUGUACCUGUGGCUCAAGGAGAGUAUAGUAUUGACAAAAGGUAUGUCAAAGCAAAGAAGGAGAAGAAGGUGAAGAAGAGGCUGACUUUGCCGGAGAAGAUGAGAUUGAAGAGCAAGAGGUUAUACAAGCUCAGAAUGAGCUUUGUCAAGAAGCCCAAGCGUCGAAUGGUCCGCGUUUAAGCAUAAUUUUUGUUUCGUUGGAGCGGAUGAUCACGGGAAUGGACACCACCAGAUCCAGUUAUAACUUGGAAGAUCAGAAAAUUGUUGUCCCUGAAUUGUGGCUAUGCAACAUCAUUUUUCAAAGGCGAGGGCUCUGUAUGGUUUCACUUUUUUUUUGGUUGAUGGGCUGGUGACUCCGGUAUGUUUGAUGCAAUAGCACCAAUAAUGUAUCAUUUCACUUAAUUUGAUUUACACUUCUGGUGAUGUUCUGUACACCCUAGUUUUUCAUAGAAAGCAUUGGAAGUCUGCCACAGCUCGUCCAAAACUAACUGGACCACCUCUUGCUGAAGAAGUUUGCUGUUUCCCGGUUUCCCCCA